Molecule: messenger RNA, 2168 nt
Organism: Salvia splendens (bonfire salvia)
Lineage: Eukaryota; Viridiplantae; Streptophyta; Magnoliopsida; Lamiales; Lamiaceae
Product: probable protein phosphatase 2C 4
Exons: 4
Coding region: 86-1882 (598 amino acids)
Biological process (GO): protein dephosphorylation
Molecular function (GO): protein serine/threonine phosphatase activity
Source: RefSeq, a predicted model, not a curated record
UACAUCUCUUUCUCUCUCUCCUCUUCACCUCCAAAUCAUGAAGUUUCACCUUCCUCUGUUCUAAUCCCACGCAGAAACGACAAAAAUGGGCAACGGAAUCGGAAAACUCAGCCUCUGCUUCUCCGGUGACAUUUCCCGUCGGAGAAAAGACAUUGCUGUCUCUAUGUCUGACGAAGGUUUGGGCCACUCUUUCUGCUAUAUUCCAUCCGAUAAUCUACAAUCCCCAAAAACGGCGGCCUUCCGUUCCAUAUCCGGCGCCGCCAUCUCUGCCAACACCUCCACGCCUCUCUCCACCGACUCCUUCGCCUACACCACGCUCGACAAAGCCUCCACUUUCGAAAGCUCCGACUUUUUCUCCUCCACCCCACUCCAGCCAAUUCCCAAGAGCUCACUUCACACAGUCAAGUCCGGCCCGGUUAUGAAGAGUCCGGGCCCGGGAUCCGGGCCCAUGGAGCGCGGCUUCUUGUCCGGCCCGAUCGAGCGGAGCUUUAUUGCCGGGCCUUUGGAGAACCAGCUUGAUCACCUGCAAAGGUACAUGCCUAAAUCCAAGAAAAUGGCUCUGCUUAAGAAUUUCAAGAAGGCUGUAUCCAAAUCUCUGUGGAGUUUUAAUAGGGAGAUCAGUGUUUGUGAAAGAGAUAUUAUCAAUAGUGGGAAUAGCAGCAGCACAAUUACUAGUCACAAUUUGAGUAGUGAGAUUAGCUUGGUUGAUGAGAAUGAUGAUGCUGGAGAUGAAUGUAAUCUGCAGUGGGCUCAAGGGAAAGCUGGUGAAGACAGAGUGCAUAUUGUGAUAUCUGAGGAGAAUGGAUGGGUUUUUGUAGGGAUUUAUGAUGGAUUCAAUGGCCCUGAUGCUACUGACUUUCUCUUGAACAAUCUUUACGCCAAUGUGUACAAGGAGCUCAAAGGGUUGUUGAGGUUUGAUGGAGGUGAAUCUUGCGAAAGAACUGUUAACAGCUCUUCCUCAUCCUGUAAGAGUUUGGAUGAUAAGGAGAGGGUGGAGCUGGAGAGGAAGUUGAGGGAGAGGUUGAGCUAUUUGGGACGUGAUGGUGUUGUUGAUCAUUCGGUUGUUCUUGAGGCCAUGUCUGAGGCAUUGAGGAAGACGGAGGCCUCAUAUUUGGAGAUUGCAGAUAUGAUGUUGGUGGAGAAUCCGGAGUUGGCUUUGAUGGGAUCGUGUGUCUUGGCAAUGGUGAUGAAGGGAGACGAUGUUUAUCUGAUGAACGUAGGGGAUAGUAGGGCGGUUUUAGCACAGAGAAAUGACAGUGGUGGGAAGAUGGUGCUGGUGAAGAAGGAUUGUGAUGAAUUACUCUAUGGUUAUGAAUAUGAUAGUGUACACUAUUUGAGUGCUUCUCAGCUUACAAUGGAUCAUUCUACUUCUGUGAAAGAGGAGGUGAGGAGGAUUAGAUAUGCACAUCUAGAUGAUGCCUUUGCAGUUGUGAACACGAGGGUGAAAGGCUCACUCAAGGUCACCCGUGCCUUUGGAGCUGGCUUUCUCAAACAGCCCAAGUGGAACAAUGCACUCCUAGAGAUGUUUAGAAUUGAUUAUAUAGGAACAUCACCCUACAUCACAUGUUCGCCAUUCCUUUGCCACCACAGGCUACAAAAAACAGACAAAUUCUUGAUCUUGUCCUCUGAUGGCCUCUAUCAAUACUUCACCAACAAAGAGGCCGUCUCUGAGGUUGAGACGUUCAUGUCAAUGUAUCCCGAGGGAGACCCUGCUCAGCAUCUUGUCGAGGAGGUCUUGAUCCGCGCUGCUAAGAAAGCUGGAAUGGAUUUCUACGACUUGCUUGAAAUCCCACAAGGGGAACGGAGGAGGUACCACGAUGAUGUCUCGAUCAUCAUCAUUUCUCUCCAAGGAAAAUACGGCGUUCAUCAGUGUAAAUGCUAGGUAGAACCAGAACCGGAAGAGGAUCAUUUUUGUUUGCGUGGAACGAGGGUGUUCGUAGUUGUAGCAUAAGAUUAGGUUAGAUUUUCCAACGUAGGAUAGAAGACAAAGUGUGAUGUGGGGGAAUGUAAAUGCUUAUAACCCCUUUUUUUUCUUGAAAUGUUACACGUUUUUGUAAAUUGUGGUGUGCCAUUGAUAGAAUAUCUCAAAUAUACUGCUCCAAAUUUGUUUGUAUAGCAACCAGUUGCUGCCUUUGUUUAAAACUAAAUAAAUAUACUGUAUUUUAAUC